Chaetomium strumarium is the source of this 3028-nucleotide messenger RNA. RefSeq lists its product as uncharacterized. The record is from RefSeq and is a predicted model, not a curated record. Bases 405 to 2660 code for a protein of 751 amino acids. The transcript has a single exon. NCBI's taxonomy places the organism in Eukaryota, Fungi, Ascomycota, Sordariomycetes, Sordariales, Chaetomiaceae.
GUCGAACAUGUGGAGCAGUUCCGUACGUGCACUCUGCCAAGUUUGUAAGACAUCGCCAUGCUCAUUUUGCUCAUUUUGACCGACCUCUAGGACCACAUCUACCGCAGCAUACACCAGAUCUGAGACUUGUUUCUCCCUCAGAACCCGAUUCGCCUCGAGCACUUUUGCAAACGCCAGCAGCGGAGCGGACAGGACCCUCCACUCCAUCUCAGCCGGGCCCUCUGCCGCUAUCACAUCGGCCCCGUCCGUCUUCCGAGCCGGACUUCCACGGGCCCGACGGCGUCUUCACCCCGCCAGCUGCCGCCCGACCAUUUGGGCGUCCCGUCCUCAUUGAGGGCCGUUACCGCCGCGUGCCUGCGAUCCCGCCCCUCGCUCCCUACCAGCAGCCAGACUGGGAGGCCUCGAUGAACGCCGCCAUGUUGACCGAUUUCCGUGAUGAGCUUGCCAGGCUAGAUGGCGUUAUCACUCCGGGCAUCGACAACACGCCUUAUGUUCAGUACGCCAUCGAGGCGCUCACCCGUGACCGGGACACGGGUUACUCGGGCACUGCCGCUCCCAGCAGCGGAACCUCCGCGUCUGGUCCUGCGUUACAUCCCGGCCAACGACCUCAGUCAUACCAACCCCGGGGCACACAGCAACAACACCCUUCCGCGCCAGCUCCCCCUCCGGCCCGUCCUCCGGUCGCUCAUCCUCCUGCGCAGAUUGUCCGGCCAGAUGUACCCAACCCGCAGCUACCGCUCCCGCAUAUCCCCGAUGCUCGGGAAUCAGCGCAUUCUCUUGCCGAAAGCCUGCUCAAGAAAGGGCCGCGUCCUCCCCAACCUCACGAGUGGAGAUCCGUGGAAAAGGAUGAGCUCCUCGCCAGCGCCCCCGAGCUAUCGCAACUCAGCUUCAGGCCCUGGCCUCUGAGAGCACCGGCCCUGUUCGCUUUCAUGGCCGCAUGCAUUUUGAUGAUUGCAGCCCUCAUCUUCAGUGCUGUGUACUCGCAUCUCCACCGGGGGCUCUUAGCAUGGGCUACGAUCCACGGCGGGCGGUAUUUCAUAUUCAGAAUCCUGCCGCAGCUCAUAGGCGCCGCAAUGUUGCUUUACGUGCAGUUCAUGGCGACGACCGUGGUUCGCAUCCUGCCGUUUGUUCGGCUGGCAGCGACAGCGCAAGAAGGGCGCGAAGGCGCCUUGUUCCAAGAACUCUACCCCACGUUUCUUUGGCCUCGCUUGGUUGGACCAUGGAAUGUCUGGGUUUUCACCCUGGCCACCUGGCUGAUGAACUUCACCAUUCCCUUGCAGAGCUCGCUGUUCACCGCGAUCCUGGUUGACCAGACCUGGACCUGGGCCACCGUUCAAGGAGUCGCCUGGACUCUCGUUGCGCUGUACCUGGCCCUUCUGGCCGCGACGAUCAUCAUCUGGCGGUUCUGGGCCAGCGUGGACAACACGGGGCUUCUUUGGGACCCCAGGUCUCUCGCCGACAUCGCCGCACUCGUCUCCGAGACCAACACGGCAGAGGACUACCGAGGAACCCAACUAGCGCGAAGCAGGGAAGGUAUCAGGUUCGCCCUUCGUCGGCGCGCCGCCGACAGGCUAGGCUACUGGACAUGGAAGGACGGCAGGCACGGGUUUUGGCACACGCUCGGCAGUCCGAUGGACGAAACCAACCUCGCCCCCAUCCCCGAUCUUGCCGCCGGGCGACGGAUGCAACGGCACGACGAGAAGCAGGAUGUGCUGACCACUACCGAAGGCGCCGACCACGAGCACGACCACGACAUGGAAGCCCGCGCGUCCACUCCGGCCCGGCACCGCUACCUUCCGUGGUGUCUGCGGAACAAUCAGCUUCUCUGGUUCAGCCUCACGGCCUUCAUCCUCAUACUUGCCAUCUUCGUCGCUUCGUUCCUCCCCUCGACCCGCAUCUUCGCCGGCUUUGCCCCUUCCCUCCGAGCCGACCCCCAACCGGGCGCUUUCUCAGCAGCCGACUUCCUCUACAGCUUCAUCCCUUCGCUGCUCGGCAUGAUAGUCUUCCUCGCCUUCCAACCCCUCGACACCAACCUGCGCGUCCUCCAGCCCUGGGCCGCGCUCUCCAGCCCCAGCGGCGCGCCAGCCGACCGCUCGCUGCUGGCGGACUACGCCGCAUGUGCGCCCCUGCAGUGCACUGUCUACGCCCUGCGGAACCGACACUGGCGCGUGGCCGCCAUCUCGCUGCUCUCCACGCUCUUUGUGCUGAUCCCCAUCCUGGCGGGCGGCUGCUUCAUGGCGCUGACCACCGCCGAGCGCGAGGUCCGCAUGUUCCCGAACGUGCCAGCCUACGCCAUCCUCCUGGCCCUGCUCAUCCUCUAUCUUUUGGCGCUCGUCUCGCUGUUCCCCGCGCGCGCGCAGUUCCGCAUGCCCCACGCCGUCAUGUGCCUGGCCGAGAUCAUCGGGUACCUGGUCACCCCGGAGAUGAGAGAAGAGCCCGCGUUCAAGCGGUGUGUCAGUCGGGAUGAGAUGGCGGGCAAGAUGGGUGUCGGCAGGGGGCUGCCCACGGACGUGCAGAGCAGGUGGGCGUUUGGGUUUGGCGAGACCGGGCAUGGAGAUGAAGAGGAGUUGGGCAUCAGGCGGAUGAGGCGUUUCACUGAGAAGCGCAGGGUCAGGAAGAGUCAGAUUCGACCCAUUCGAAGGGCAGUGGACGCGCUAUGAAAUUUGGUGAGACGAUGUUUUGGGAGGGGCGGUGUGUCUCUUGGUGAGCAUCUUGAUCUACGUAUGUGCAUGCAUGGCGACGGCGAAUUUGCAAUGUGUUUCUGGGAGUUUGGCAUACGAGGACUGUGGGGUACGGAGGUAUAUUUCUUGAUGAGUUAUGGUCAUGUUGGAAUGAAGGACGAGACCAUGAAGAGGUCUGUUAAGUCUAAUGUUGGUCACGGAGUACAUAUAUGUGUAAUGAGAUGUGUACGGAGUCAAAAGGCUGCGAAGCCUCGAGAUGGGGCUGCGAGAAGAAACUUGCAGUUGUACUGUACUAUGCGUAACACAGCACUCUACAUAGAGGAUGCACGAAUACUAAAGCGUUACGU